AUGUUUGCGCUGAGAAACACCGCGAACAACGCCACGGGUGCAGCGUCGUCGGUGUCCUCGAAAACCAACGCAAAAAAGAACAACGUUAUCAAUUGCAGAAGACGAGGACAACUCUUGAAAAAACGGUUUCCCAGUACUAAAAGUCGAGCGAAAGCAAAAGCAAUGUCAAUCAGAAACGGCCCGGAAACGGUCCCUAUUGUCGUCCCACUCGGCGACGGGUCUCAGCAACAAGAUUUAUUCACGUUCUUAGUGAACAACCGAAUCGUCUUCAUCGGCGAACGCAUCGACGAAGAUUCUACGGCAAUAAUCGUGGCACAAAUGCUCGCUUUAGAAUCAGAAGCACCGAAUGAACCGAUAACUUUAUACAUCAACGCGACGGCGGGGACGCAAUAUUGCGUCGUCGCGAUCGUCGACGCCAUGGAGAUGAUCACGUGUCCGGUGAAAACGGUCGCGAUGGGAUGCGUGGCAGGACCGCCUUUGAUGAUUUUAGCCGCCGGGACGAAAGGUGAGAGAUAUUCCAUGAAAUCGGCGAGAAUGAUAUUAGCGCAGCCGUUGGGUGGUUUGAGCGGAACCUCCGUCGAGGUCAAGUUGCAAGCGUUGGAGUUGAACAGAAACGCCAAGGCGCAAUCGGCGUUCAUCGCGAAAUACACCGGGCAGGAUUACGAGGAGUUGAGGGGUUUGAUGACCAGAGAUACGUACUUUGGCGCAAAAGAGGCGAUUGAUUUUGGGUUGAUCGAUCACAUCGUCGAGUAA
Bathycoccus prasinos is the source of this 753-nucleotide messenger RNA. RefSeq names its product ATP-dependent Clp protease, proteolytic subunit ClpP. Lineage: Eukaryota; Viridiplantae; Chlorophyta; Mamiellophyceae; Mamiellales; Bathycoccaceae. Gene Ontology annotation, biological process: protein quality control for misfolded or incompletely synthesized proteins. Gene Ontology annotation, molecular function: ATP-dependent peptidase activity; serine-type endopeptidase activity; ATPase binding. Gene Ontology annotation, cellular component: endopeptidase Clp complex. Bases 1 to 753 code for a protein of 250 amino acids. The record is from RefSeq and is a predicted model, not a curated record. The transcript has a single exon.